Messenger RNA from Cucumis sativus (cucumber), 3018 nucleotides. Its product is annotated as mRNA-capping enzyme. Gene Ontology annotation, biological process: 7-methylguanosine mRNA capping; protein dephosphorylation. Bases 469 to 2517 code for a protein of 682 amino acids. Gene Ontology annotation, molecular function: protein tyrosine/serine/threonine phosphatase activity; ATP binding; mRNA guanylyltransferase activity. The transcript has 19 exons. The record is from RefSeq and is a predicted model, not a curated record. Lineage: Eukaryota; Viridiplantae; Streptophyta; Magnoliopsida; Cucurbitales; Cucurbitaceae.
CUCAAGCUCCUUAAUAUUUUUGAUUUGGUAUAGUCCCUUCAUCUUUUUGCACCCACGUUUCUUCCUCUCUCUUCCCCCGUGACAUUGAUUAUUAACUAUCAUCUUCUUUCUUUCUUCCUUAGGGUUUCCAAUGCGAUUUCCACUCCUCUUCUAACCUCAAUUAUGUAGCUUUCUUCUUCGAUUUUCCAUCUCAAUCUUUCUUCCACUACGCCUCCUUCUCAAUUUCUGAUUUCCCUCCUUUUUUUUUUUCUCUUACUUCCUUCUUCAUCCCCGCCGUUGCUGGAUCUUACUUCCGGCACGGGUUCAUACUCGAUUGCAAUUGCUACCUCAGAAUCGAAACACCGGGAGUAUGGGAUUUUGCUUUAUUUCAGGCUUGUGCAGAAAAUUGGGCUGUUGGUGAAGUUCAGGACUUUCCCUGUGUUUGAGGAAUUGGGAGGUUUGGUUUAAAUGUUGGUUGGUGGACGUUGAAUGAUUGUUUCCAUGGACUUAAAUGCAUCGCCGGUGCCUGAAGACGACGAAGAGACGUUUGAGAGGCAUGAAGAGGUGUAUAUAGCUCCAGAGGAACAUAUAGUGACUGGUGUCAGUAUAGCACGGCGGGAGCGAGAAGAAAGAAAAAGGCGGUUGAAGAGAGAUCGCUCUCUCGAGAGACCGGUACAUGAAUACCAACAACCUGCACGGGAUCAGUUUUACCCUUCUAAAAACCAAAAAUCUGAUAGAAACAGGCUUCCUCCAGGUUGGCUGGAUUGCCCUGCAUUUGGUCAAGAAAUAUGUUGGAUGAUUCCUUCCAAGGUUCCUUUGGGGGAAUCCUUCAAUGAUUGUAUAGCACCUGGUAAAAGAUACUCAUUUAAGCAAGUGAUCCAUCAGCAGAGAGUUUGGGGAAGAAAACUCGGUUUGGUGAUUGAUUUGACAAAUUCUUAUCGUUAUUAUACAACAUCAGAUUUGAAUAAAGAGGGUAUCAAGUAUGUUAAGAUUCCUUGCAAGGGGAGGGAUUCUGUACCUGACAACAAGUCAGUCAAUACAUUCGUUUACGAGGUCAUUCAGUUCAUUUCUCGUCAGAAACAACAAUCGAAGAAGUAUAUUCUUGUCCACUGUACACAUGGCCAUAAUCGCACUGGAUAUAUGAUCAUAAAUUAUCUUGUGCGUGCGCUGUCCAUUUCUGUUACCCAGGCUCUUAAAAUGUUUUCUGAUGCACGCCCUCCUGGAAUUUACAAGCCAGACUAUGUUGAUGCAUUAUAUACCUUUUACCAUGAAAGAAAACCUGAUGCAGUUGUUUGCCCAUCCACACCUGAGUGGAAGAGAUCUUCAGAUCUUGAUCUUAACGGUGAAGCAGUUCCAGAUGACGAUGAUGAUGGAGGUCCUGCUGCUCUUUUGAAUGAAAAUCAUGAUGAUGGUGCUCAAGUGAUGACAAAUGAUGAUGUUUUGGGUGAUGAGAUACCUGAAGACCAAGAACGUGGUUUGAAACAAUUUUGCUAUCAAAUGCUUAAAUUGAAUCCUGGAGCAAGAGCAAAUUUGCAAUUUCCAGGGUCGCAUCCAGUGUCUCUGAACAGAGACAAUCUUCAACUGCUAAGGCAACGCUAUUAUUAUGCCACAUGGAAAGCUGAUGGAACAAGAUAUAUGAUGCUAAUCACCAUGGAUGGAUGCUACUUGAUUGACAGGGGUUUUAAAUUUAGAAGAGUCCAAAUGAGAUUUCCGUACAGAAAUGCAAAUGAUGGCCAAGUUGAGAAGAUUCACCACUAUACACUACUUGAUGGAGAAAUGAUAAUUGAUACUAUGCCAGACUCACAGAAGCAAGAGAGAAGAUAUCUGAUAUAUGAUAUGAUGGCGACUAAUUAUGUUUCGGUCAUUGAGCGCCCUUUCUAUGAACGGUGGAAGAUGCUUGAAAAAGAAGUGAUUGAACCUCGCAAUUUUGAGCGCCAGAAUAUUUAUCAAAGCAGAAACCCGCAUUAUAGAUAUGACCUAGAGCCAUUCAGGGUGAGGAGAAAAGAUUUUUGGUUGCUCUCUACAGUUACCAAACUUUUGAAGGAGUUCAUACCGAGGCUUUCUCAUGAUGCCGAUGGUCUAAUAUUUCAGGGGUGGGAUGAUGCUUAUGUUCCUCGAACACAUGAGGGUCUUUUGAAGUGGAAAUAUCCAGAAAUGAACUCAGUCGACUUCUUGUUUGAGUUGGGUGAAGAUGAUUCUCAGGUUCUUAUUUUGUUUGAACGAGGAAAGAGGAAAACCAUGGAAGGAAAUAGGGUUAAGUUCAAAGAUGGCGAUCCCUCCUUUUAUUCAGGAAAGAUCGUUGAGUGCUCUUGGGAUUCUGAUGAGCAAGUAUGGGUCUGCAUGCGUAUUCGGACAGACAAAACAACUCCAAAUGAUUUCAAUACUUAUAAGAAGGUAAUGCGGAGCAUUAGAGACAAUAUCACGGAGGAGGAUUUGUUGAAAGAGAUUCAUGAGAUCAUACGCUUACCCAUGUAUGCAGAUAGGAUAAGGAAUGAUAGUAAAGCGGCUCAACAUACGAAUUCAACACGACGGAGGUGAUAGCUAGAAGAUGGUGCACAGAUACAGAAAUUAGGCAGUAUUAGUCUGUAAUGUUCGGAUGAGAUGCUCAAAAAGGGUUCCUAUAUGUGUCUUGCUUGUUCCAUCUCUGUUGCCAGCUAAAUUUAUGAUGUCUCCUUGGUAGAAGUUGUGCAUAUAUAUUAUUUAAAAGGUGACCAAGAUGUCCGCCAUUAGCUUCUCCUUUGUGUUAUCCUUUAGUGUGUGCAAAGCCUGGUGAGUUGUAUGAUCCAGUCAUUGCACUUGAUAGAUGUCUUCAAUUAGGGCUUUGAAAAUCCAUUUCUUCUAGUUUUCCAGGUGAAGAGAUGUAGGAUUAGGAUCCAUCAUGUAUAUUAGUAUUAUUUUUACUUUCGUUAUUUAGCAAUUGCUAAGCAGCAAAUUGAAAGGCAGUCAUUUUAAGUAAAUCUGAGCCAAGUUUUUAUAGCAAGGUUUUACAUUUUACUGUUGUGAAUAGCCUUUUACUUAAUGAACAUGUCUCUUCCUCUC